UGUCUCCACCAGAUAUAAUCCAGAUUCAUCCAGAUUCAUCCAGAGCAGCUUAGAGCAGAUUCGAGCUUUGCUUAUUCUUUAGACACACCACAACUGUUUCUAAAUGGCUGAAAUUCUUCGUACUCCCUCAAAACUAGAGAGAAAGAUCCAUAGAGCAUGUCGAGCCAACGAACCUGAUUUGGCCUUGAAUUUCGAAAUUGCUGAUUUGGUAAAUGAAAAACAGGGCUCCUAUCCUCGUGAAGCUUCAAUUACUGUUGUUAAAUUAAUUAAUAGCAAAGACCCCUUUGUUGCUGUCAAUGCUUUAAGUUUAUUAGACGUUUUAGUUAAAAAUUGUGGGUAUCCAUUUCAUUUACAAAUCUCCAGAAAGGAAUUCUUAAAUGCUUUGGUAAAAAGAUUUCCCGAAAGACCUCCAUCAAGAUACUCAAAGCCACAAAGAGUUAUUCUAUCUUAUAUUGAAGAAUGGACUCAAACUUUAUGUAAAAACUCAAAAUAUAAAGAUGAUUUAGGUUUUAUCAGAGAUAUGCAUCGUUUAUUGGCUUAUAAAGGCUACAUCUUUCCUGAAAUUAAAGAUCAAGAUUUUGCUGUCUUAAAUCCAUCUGACAAUUUAAAAUCAAUAGCAGAAAUUCAAAAAGAAGAAAGAAUUGCAAUGUCUGCUAAAUUGCAAGAACUAAUUAGAAGAGGUAAACCAAGUGAUUUAAAAGAAGCAAAUAAAUUAAUGAAAAUCAUGUCCGGUUUUCAAGAUGAUGAUUCUUUAGUUAGCUCAAAACAAAAAGUAGCUGAAGAUUUACAAAAAUUGAAAACUAAAGCAGAAAUCCUAAACGAUAUGUUAACUAAUUUCCAAUCCACCUCAAAUAAUGACCAUUCAAACAGCUCUCUUGAAACAAUGAAUGAACUAUUUAAUUCAUUGAAAGUAGCUCAACCAAAAAUUACAAAAUUGAUUGAAGAAGAAAGCUCGGAUGAAGAAGCUGUCUCAAGAUUAAUUCAAUUAAAUGACACCUUUAAUUCUUUGACCACAAAAUUCGAAUUAAUAAUGAAAAAUGAUUUUGAAUCCGCAUCAAAAAUUAAUAUAAAUACUUCUAAUAAUAACAAUGUUCAGAACUUGAUUGAUUUUGGUGACGACGAUGAUAAUAAAGAUAACAAUAAUACCAAUACCAAUACCAAUACCAAUACCAAUAUCAACCCACAACAAUCCCAAAAUAAUGAUCUCCUAGAUCUAUUAGGCGAUUUGAAUUUAAAUGACAACAAUCAGCCAUCAACCUCGAUAUCAAACACUCAAAACUCACUAAAUGAUCUAUUUAAUCAAUCUGGGUCCGUGCAUUUAUCCAUGACUCCUCAAACAACAUCAAAUAACCAAUUCCAACAACAACAGCCUCGAACUUCGGCUUUUGACUCUUUGAAACAACUACAAACUUUAGACAUACUAAGUCAAAAACCUUUAAAUCAAGGUAAUCAAUUAUCCUUUCAAUUACAAAAACAACAAACAGCCCAAAACAAUUUGUUUGAUUUACUAUCGACACCUUCAACAACUACUCAAACAUCAUAUUCUAACUCUAACUCCGACUCUAUAAUAUCACAAGAAAUCAACCCUUCUGUGAAGAUAACUGCGCAUAAAUCCGAAAAUUUAAAAAUAGACUAUGAAGUUUUCCGUCAAAAUGAUAAUUUAAUAAAAGUUAAUGUUUUAUUUUCAAAUUUAUCUUUAUUCUCUCAAAUUAACAAUCUAACAAAUUUAAUUGCUGUCCCAAAAUCUUUAAAACUUGAUUUAAAUCCUCAAUCUAAUAAUUUUAUGAAGCCAUCACAAGAUAAUGGUAUUACGCAAAUUUUUACUGUAACUAAUGUUAAACCAAAUAGUCCUGUUAAAAUUAAAUGGAAAUGCAAUUAUAUAAUUAAUGGUCAAUCCAUUGAAGAAAGUGGUGUUAAUACUUUACCUUUAAUUUAAAUACAAUUUUUGUCUAUUGGAAUGUCAUUAAGCUCCCAUUUUUUUUUUUCUUUUGUUCCUUCCAUAAUUUUUUUUUAUAUUUAAAUUUUUUUUUGAACUUUUUUUCUCGUUCAAUAAAUCUAAUUAAAUUAAUUUUUUUUUCCAAAUGAAGAAUCUUAAAAAAAUAAAAAAAUAAAAAAAAACUCCUUAACAUAGUAAAUUUACUUGUAGAUAAGCAAAUGAAAAAUCAAACUAAUGAAUCAUUUUUUACAAAAAUUGUUUGUUAAUUGAUUACUACAUCAAUUGAAAAUUCAUCUUCUAAUUCA
Molecule: messenger RNA, 2241 nt
Organism: Ascoidea rubescens DSM 1968
Lineage: Eukaryota; Fungi; Ascomycota; Saccharomycetes; Ascoideales; Ascoideaceae
Product: VHS-domain-containing protein
Exons: 3
Coding region: 104-1936 (610 amino acids)
Biological process (GO): protein transport to vacuole involved in ubiquitin-dependent protein catabolic process via the multivesicular body sorting pathway; Golgi to vacuole transport; Golgi to endosome transport
Cellular component (GO): trans-Golgi network
Molecular function (GO): phosphatidylinositol binding; ubiquitin binding
Source: RefSeq, a predicted model, not a curated record